AUGGCGAGCCCUAACCCUGAUACCGAUUUAUCAUCCAUGUUUAUACAAAGAAGUGAUGUCAAAACUUGUAAAAGUCCGACAAAAUCUGAACCAUCUUCUCGAAGAAAUUCGCUAAAAAAUAUACCAGCGGAAGUCAUUACGGUUAAAGAUUUUUUCGACUUUAUGAAAACAGCUUAUCAAGUUUAUGAACACUUAGAAGGUGAUGAGGAUGAAGGAUGUAAAAUUAACUGGGAGGAAUUGACUAAGUUGACGGUGAUCAAUCACGUUAUUGAACAGCAAGAAAGAGAUCUUUUAUACCAAACUGCCUUUACUGAACAAAAACCUAUUACCAGUAAAAGCGAUACUGCGAUCGAAAGAAGAAAUAGUGAAGAAUGUACGGAAAAGCGUUACAGCUGUAGCGAAAUCGAAGGCAAAAGUCGCAGGCGUUCCUUACCUUCAGAAGCUAGAGUAGAAAUGCUUGGUGUUUGGACAGAAGCUAACCUAAAUUGCAAGUUGAAUGAUGUGAUUAACGAAGGCAUAUUGGAUUCUAUUUUGCCUUAUUUGGUAGGUUACAAAAAGCCAACAAAAACCAUAAGCGUGUAUACUCCGAUAAUAAAGAAAACAUCAUCAAACACCUCGUCCGAAGUUAAAAAGCCCGCCAGUUUUGGAGCAUUUGUGAACGAAAAAGAAUCCAGAGAUCGUCUAGGAAGACGUAAAUCUUCGGUUGCUGCCGCACAAGAACGCGUAAAUCAAAAACAGGACGGUGACGUAGAAAUUCACGUGUGUGACGAAGUUAAAGGUCUGAAGAAAGACUUCAGGUGUCCGCAGAAGUUGCUCGUGUCGAAGAUGGGAUACUUUGCUGAUGUGACCGCCGGCCAGAGGCUCGAGGACAUGGACAUUUCUGUUCACUGUGAUAUUCAGAUCUUCGAUUGGCUGAUGCGAUGGGUGAAGCGUGAUACGAUCUUGGUGGCGGACUGGCCGCUGCUCGACCCUCACAAUGUUGUACCAAUCCUUGUGUCAGCCUCGUUUUUGCAAAUGGAACCGCUGUUACACGACUGCCUCAUCUACUGCCACGCUCACAUGAACGACAUCGUCAAAACUUCAACAAAUCUAGCAUGCCUUAGCGACGCACUUUUAACCAGAUUAGCAGCAAUGUACACCAAUGCUGAGCUGGAGGCUGUCCGUGAUCGCAAAGACAAGAUACAGUCCCGGCUGUACUGCAAGAUGAUUUUGUCCCUCGCUGAACCAGUGCCGGAGACCCUUCGAGGACAUUACGCUACUUUGGCCACGCUCUUCAAGUGCAGCAAGUGUAACAAGUUGCUAGGUCGUCACAUAGCUGAGCAAGUUCCGUGCCAGCCAAGCAAUAUGCGCAUAGACAGACGCGGGAAUGUCAUCUCUACUCAUACCAAGGACAUGUCGUGGAGUCUCAACGAGUACAUAACAUGGCUGUACGGUGAGCUGAGGUCGUGGCGGCGUGUGUACUGGCGCCUGUGGGCCGACUGCCACUUCCUACGCUGCCAGCUCUGCGACUCCUACUUUCCAGCUUAUCAGAUGGAGUGGUGCUCUCAGCACGGUGACGGCGCGCUGGACGGACGCACGCUGCCCACCGCGCGACACGCGUGCUGCGGGGAGCGCGCCUACCGGUUCGAGACCAUUCCGCGGAGCACGGGUUGUCAGUUUCGCGAGCACGUACCUGACGAACGGCUGGCCGCCGACGCCGCCGUGAUGGAGGUGUACAACAACUUUAGAGACAUCAUCGCCAUGAGGCCGCCGCAGCUGAUGUUCCCUGAGAGGCUGACUAGACUUGUGCCGAGAGAAAGCGGUGAAGAUCCAAGCGGUCGUCUUCAAUGUAAGGAGGUGUUCUGGUGGGAGGGGAUCCAGCUGGUUCCACCUCGCCAGCCCUUGGGCUUGUUGGGCAAACUCUACACCAGCAACACCAAGUUCAACCCGAACGCGCGCCCCGGAUCCCCUGUUCUGGGCGCCACUCGUACUUCUGUGCAGUCGAUCAGCGGAAAUUGUUCAAGCGGUAUAUGCGCGACGCCGGAAGUUCGAGAAAUCAAACCGAAACCGUCAGUUAAGGAAGACAGUCCAAGAAAGCAAGGCGUCGGCAGCGGCGACGUGGACGCGUCGAGUGACUCCAGCGAGCAGAGCUCGGACAGUGACCGCAGCGAGGAGGACGCCCCGCGGCGCUCGCGGGCGCGCGCCAGAGCCCCGCCCCCGCCGCCCGCAGCCAGGAACACGGUUCGACGUGGGCGAGCCCAGGGUCGAGUAUGGGCGGCCACACAGUCAGCUCGUAGUAACCAAGAUGGACAGCGACGAUUCGAGGAGCGUGCUGCUGCACAUAUGCGCGCUACACUCGCCCGGAGGCAUCAACGAGCGCCUCGGCAACGUGAGCAUCCUGGCGGUGCGUACGCGCGCCUGGAAGCGGAAUGGCGGGAGCGCCAUGGAGCGCGCGCCCGCCCCGCGCCCUCCGCCCGCGGCCGGCCCGCGCCCAAGUACAAGUGAAUACUUGGAUCUCACUCUCAAUACACACUCUCAUAGUAA
This is a messenger RNA of Melitaea cinxia (Glanville fritillary), 2523 nucleotides long. RefSeq names its product SANT and BTB domain regulator of class switch recombination. Bases 1 to 2484 code for a protein of 827 amino acids. The record is from RefSeq and is a predicted model, not a curated record. The transcript has 17 exons. Lineage: Eukaryota; Metazoa; Arthropoda; Insecta; Lepidoptera; Nymphalidae.